Molecule: messenger RNA, 534 nt
Organism: Pseudocercospora fijiensis CIRAD86
Lineage: Eukaryota; Fungi; Ascomycota; Dothideomycetes; Mycosphaerellales; Mycosphaerellaceae
Exons: 7
Coding region: 1-534 (177 amino acids)
Source: RefSeq, a predicted model, not a curated record
AUGUUCGAGCAGGAGGAUACUGAGGCUGUGAUCCAUGAGAAGGACGGAAUCAUUAGCAUAAUAAACCUGAAAUCUUACGAUACGCAUUCAACGAGCGUUCGCACGUUCUCCACUUCUACCAUCCUAUUUGACGAUGCGAUAAAGAGUGUAAGCGAGACAUCAGUCGCCGGUGUGCGGCUCGCCACGAUAAGUUCAUUUCGCUCUCCAUAUCUCAGACAGCAAAAUUUUGAAAUGGUCGGUAUGCCGUCAAUUGCAGGUGCUGUAAGCAUGACUGAAUCUCCUAAAUAUGUCGCUGUCUACAUGUCGAAUUUGCUGUAUAUAAGAGAGGAGGCUGCAAUCUCAAUCCCCAAGCCUCACUUCUUGACGGUUUCACAUACUUGGCGCGCUGGGGUCCUAUAUUUCUCAAACUCAACAUACACGGACGCACAACUUGACCACACACAAUUGGUCAUGGCACGAAAGCGCAAGAGGUCUGCACUCGACACGCAGAAUAGGAAAAAGCGAGCCAAACGAGCUUACGAGACUCGAAUCUAG